AUGGCGGAAGGUGAUGUGCCGUUGGUGACUAGUUUUGGCGGGAGCGAAAUAGAAUUUGGCGCGAAUGGGAAAGUGUCAAAAACAAAUUCAAGAAUGUCCACCUUGCUCUUCUGGCAGGGCAAGGGGAAGGCGAAUGGAGCACCCAAUGGACGAAACUGGAUUCACGCCCCAGACGCUUUAGUGAAGGGCCACGUAGCGUAUUUAGUGAAGUUCCUAGGCUUCACUCAAGUGGACCAGCCAAAAGGCAUCGAAGUUGUUAAAGAUGCAAUCAAAAAGCUACAAUUCACGCAGCAAUUAAAAAAAUCUGAGACUAAGGAUGCCGCGAAGUGUAGAAAAGUGGAAAUCACCGUGUCGGUGGACGGUGUUGCCAUACAGGAACCAAGAUCGAACAACGUUCUAUACCAGUUCCCGCUCCACCGGAUAUCCUACUGCGCUGACGACAAGGGCGCGAAAAAAUACUUCUCCUUCAUUGUCAAAUGUGGCAACACUGUCAACGGGGUCAAUGGCCACGAUGGCGGGAACGUGGAAAAGCACGAAUGUUUCGUAUUCAUAUCUACGAAACUUGCUUCGGAAAUCACGCUCACCAUCGGCCAGGCUUUUGAUUUAGCAUACAGGCGAUUCUUAAAUGACAACGGCAAAUAUAUAGAAAUGCAAAAGUUGACUUUGCAAAAUAAAAGGCUGGAAAUACAAAUGAACACGUACAAGAAUCGCUUACAAGAAUUAUCCAAAAUCACAUACAAGGACGAUCUCUCCGCGUACCUCUCCCGCAACAAUCUCUCCGACAUAGCCGAGUUCAAGCCGCCACCAGAAUUGGAGAAACAACUGUCCUCACUCGCUGUGAAUGGGUUCAACUCCAAAGGAGACACCGAUGCAGUAUCAAACAAUUCGACGGAUACAUUUAAUUCUAAUGACAAUAAUCUCCUGCUGUCCACUGCCCCGACGACGCACAACGGCAAGCCUAAUCCCGCUACUGGAAAAUUCCUUGGAGAUGUUUCAAGCAAGAACCCAGUGGUGGGCACUAAGCUGGAGGGACUUCUGCUCAACUCUGACUCAGACAGUGAUUUUGACCCAAGGGCCUUCGAGUCAGAGCCUGUGACCCGCUUCACUCCACCUGUGAUAGAUAACACAGUCACACCUACUCCACCAUUAUUGGCACCACCACCUAAAGCCUCCAAACGUCAAACGUCCCCACAACAAACACAACAACAACAACAACAACAAACUCAAUUCAUGCCACCGAUAAACAACGAUAUAUUCGGAUCGACGCCAUUUUCACUCCCCGUACAAAACUCAUUUCCCGCGCAAACUCCUGUCAACGUCAACGUCAAUGUCAAACCUAACUAUGACAUAAGCGACUUCAACCUUCAAACGUCAGUUUUCAAUACAAACUCCUUCACAAACGGACUCUCUGGCUACGAUCCUUUUGAUACUCAAAAAGCGGGAAAUAUUUUUGGUAACAGCUUCGGCAAUACAUUUAAUGGCUUCGGGAAUUUGAGUGAGAAACAAACUGUGGAGUUGGAUAGCAGUUUCAACGGUUUUUUAGAUAAAACUAUAUCGGAGAUGAAGGAUGGUUUCAGCAGAGGGAUCAGCUUUGGAAACGAUGAUUUUUCAAUAGAUAAUCUCGAUCCUCUCAAAAAAAAU
Messenger RNA from Brenthis ino (lesser marbled fritillary), 1641 nucleotides. The record is from the annotation of a GenBank genome assembly. Lineage: Eukaryota; Metazoa; Arthropoda; Insecta; Lepidoptera; Nymphalidae.